GCUUGACGCUGCGAGCAAAAAACUUGAGAAUGGACCCGAGAAGAGGAAAAAGCCGUUAGUUUGUAGCAGAGAAACUGUGACCGUCCAUGUCUUGUCCACAAAUAGCGACCCGCUGACAAACUUAUUGGCAGCAAUGUCGAGAGAAAACACCACUCGAAGUCUGGACAGCAUAGACCUCGCUGCCUUAAGAGAUCCAGCAGGUAUCUUUGAGUUGGUGGAGGUAGUUGGCAAUGGAACCUACGGUCAGGUGUACAAAGGUCGCCAUGUCAAGACAGGCCAACUGGCAGCUAUCAAAGUCAUGGAAGUCACAGAGGAGGAAGAAGAGGAGAUAAAACUGGAGAUCAACAUGUUGAAGAGUUAUUCCCACCAUAGAAACAUCGCUACUUAUUAUGGAGCUUUUAUUAAGAAAGGUCCUGCUGGACAGGACCACCAACUCUGGUUGGUGAUGGAGUACUGUGGAGCUGGCUCUGUGACAGACUUGGUGAAGAAGACCAAGGGGAACAGUCUGAAGGAAGACUGGAUAGCUUACAUCUGCCGAGAGGUGCUCAGGGGUCUUUCCCAUCUUCACUCCCAUCAUGUGAUUCACAGAGACAUUAAGGGACAAAACGUUUUGCUUACGGAGAAUGCCGAAGUCAAGCUGGUUGACUUUGGAGUGUCGGCACAGCUGGAUAAGACGAUCGGACGCAGGAACACCUUCAUCGGUACUCCCUAUUGGAUGGCUCCGGAGGUCAUCGCUUGUGAUGAGAAUCCUAAGGCCACAUAUGACUACAGGAGUGACCUCUGGUCUUUAGGCAUCACUGCUCUAGAGAUGGCCGAAGGAGCCCCUCCUCUGUGUGACAUGCAUCCAAUGAGAGCCCUGUUUUUGAUUCCACGAAACGCUCCACCCAAACUUAAAUCAAAGAAAUGGUCAAAGCGGUUCUUGUCAUUCGUCGAUAGCUGCCUGGUCAAGAACCAUCUGCAGCGACCAGCUACCGACGCCCUGCUGAGACACGCUUUCAUCAGAGAUCUGGCUAAUGAGAGACAAGUUCGCAUAAUGCUCAAAGAUCACCUGGAUAGAACGAGGAAGAAGAGAGAGAAAGAGGGUCCAGAGUAUGAGUACAGUGGCAGUGAAGAAGAGGAGGACGAGGUGACAGAGGAGGAAGGAGAACCCAGCUCCAUAGUGAAUGUUCCCGGUGAGUGGACCUUAAGACGGGAGUUUCUUCGUUUGCAGACGGAGGAUCGGGACGGGGGCAGGGAGGGAGGCCACGGGGGAGGUGGGGCUCAGCAAAGACAACAGGCAUUACAGCAGCACAGGCAGCAGCUGGCGGAGCAGGAACGAUACAAGCAGCAGUUACUGGCUGACAGACAGAAAAGGAUCCAACAGCAACAUGAGCAACGGCAAAAGUUAGAGGAUCAACAGAGGCGGCAGCUGACGGACUGCGCCUUUCAGUGGGCGGAGCUUCAAGAGAUCUUGCUAGGGGAGGAGUCUGAUCUCCAUGACAACAGAAUUUUUCUGGAUGAGAGAAACAGGAGGACCGACAGGAGACAGCAGGAACAUACAGGCAGACAGCGGAGUGCCGAUGUGUCAGUAAGGCCUCUGGACUCCACUGCAGAGCAGAGAGCCGUGGCUCCAAACCAGCUGCUUCAGCACAAGGCUCAGCUCUCCCAGCCUCAGCUACAGCCACAAGCCAAGCCCCAGCCUCUGGCUCAGCAUCAGCAGCCCUCAGCGGGCAGGAGAUCCCACCGCACCCUGCCCAAGGACCAAACCCAGCUCCUGUCGCUGCAGCACGACCACAGACACAGGGAGAGAGAGAGGGAGAGAGAGAGGCAGAGGCAGAGAGAAAAGUCUGUGGCAGCUGUCCAGAAGCUAACAGUUAAUAGCGGGAACACAGCUGCCACCGCUGCUGCUGCUGUUGCUGCUGCUGCUUCCUCGCCCAGCCGCCCUGCAAACAGCCAGCGCUCAGCGAUGGACUUCCAAGAAUCAAACCUAGCCCGGCUGCUCUUGGCGGCAGGUCUGCCCAACCAGAUGCACUCUAGGCUGGGCUCUGGGAGCAGUUCUAGUCCUUGUACUCCAGCCAUGCAGAGAGCUCACCUCAACCAGAAUGCCAAUCUGCGCUCUAGUCGAGAUGCCCCUCACAGCAGUUCCAUGUCAGAUAUGGCCAUCUCGCCCUUGUCAGCGUUUUCCCCCCUGUCCCCAACUGAUGAUGUAUUCUGGGACUCCGUCGAGGCGCCACCUAAGGUCCCAGAACGCACUACCUCUAAGUUCUACUGUCGAGAGCUGGUGAUGGGACACAAAAGGGCCGUUUCAAGUGGCUGUCCAGUGUCUGUAGCAGAUAAGAGCGGACGGUCGGUGUCUCAUGGAGUCUCCCCUACCAGCAGCCACCACCCAGGUUUCUUCAAGCUGGAGAGUCCUCUUUCACAGCACCGUCUACAGCCACACAGGAAGACACAGGAAAAUGUAACCAGCGGACAUUCACAAGGUGUUAGAUCUGCUCUGGGUCGGCUUAACAAGGCCACAGAAUACUCCUCUUCCAGCGACGAGGUCGGCAGCAGUGAUGAUGAAGAUAGGAACAGGUCUGGUCUGUCCAAUGGAAAGGGGAAAUACUUCAGAGGAAUACCUGAUGGCAUCGUACUGCAACCUCACCACAAUCUUAACCAGAUUUCUCGGAUAGGUUCAGAUGAUACCUACAUGCUACCAGACCUCCUGCAGAAAACCUCCUCCUCCAGUCCUACCCAUAACGCACUGGGCCAGCAGCAGCGAGCAUGUGAACUCAACUACUCGCAGUCGCCCACAACCCCUCGAUCCCCCACGCACCAGGACCUACAUGCUGUCGGCAGUCCUACUGGUAAAAACAUUUCCACAUCUUCAACUUCCUCCUUCCUGUCCUUCAUCGAUCCAAGAUUGAUUCCAAUAUCAUCGCCACCACAGAGCCCUACAGGCAGUAAGGGUGAGCCAAUCAAGAGAGAGAACCACCGGAAGGGCUCUGUGGUGAACGUGAACCCAACCAACAUUCGACCACAGAGUGACACUCCAGAGAUCCGCAAGUACAAGAAGAAAUUCAACACAGAAAUUCUCUGUGCUGGACUAUGGGGUGUGAAUCUGUUGGUGGGGACCGAGAAUGGCCUGUGGCUGCUGGAUCGAAGUGGUCAGGGGAAAGUGUACUCCCUCAUCAGCAGGCGAAGGUUUCAGCAGAUGGAUGUGUUGGAAGGACUCAAUGUGCUGAUCACUAUAUCAGGUAAAAAGAACAAGCUCCGUCUGUACUACCUGUCCUGGUUAAGGAAUAAAAUCCUACACAAUGACCCAGAGGUGGAGAAGAGACAGGGUUGGACUUCAGUGGGUGACUUGGAGGGCUGUGUACACUAUAAAGUUGUGCGUUACGAGAAAAUUAAGUUCUUAGUGAUUGCUUUGAAGAAUGCUGUGGAGGUGUAUGCCUGGGCCCCCAAACCCUACCACAAAUUCAUGGCCUUCAAGUCAUUCAGGUCUCUGCCUCAAAAACCACUGUCUGUUGACCUGACAGUCGAGGAAGGUCAGAGGUUAAAGGUCAUCUACGGCUCCUUGUCUGGUUUCCACGCCAUUGAUGUCGACUCUGGAACACCCUAUGACCUCUACCUCCCUACACAUAUCCAGGGUUCCAUUCAUCCCCAUGCCAUCAUCAUUCUGCCAAACAGCGCUGGAACAGAGGUUCUGGUUUGCUACGAAGACGAGGGCGUCUACAUUGACACCUACGGUCGCAUCACCAAGGAUACAGUGCUGCAGUGGGGGGAGAUGCCUGCAUCAGUUGCCUACCUUCAGUCUAACCAGGUGAUGGGUUGGGGAGAAAAGGCCAUAGAGCUGAGGUCAGCCAACACAGGGAACCUGGAGGGAGUUUUCAUGCACAAAAAGGCCCAGAAACUCAAGUUCUUGUGUGAAAGGAACGAUAAGGUCUUCUUUGCCUCAGUGCAGUCCGGAGGCAGCAGUCAGAUUUACUUCAUGACUCUGGGACAGAACUCGCUGUUCAACUGGUAACAACUCGACCCAUUGCUCUGGGAUCUAGUGGUGGUGUCUGCCUUCAUUAUUCUGGGUUUACCUGGUGAUGCCUUUUUAUUUUUGUUCUGACUGAUGUUCAUCUCCAUGGAUGGUGGACACCAUACAAAGAUCAACUAGUUAAUCCUGGAUUCAUUACUCUGUCUUGUCUACAGUAGUUGCCAUGUAUAUGCGCACGGAUCCACAGCUGAGUUGACUGAGAGUCCAUCACUCCUUCCUUGAAUACUGACACCUGAAUCCUCGCUCCUUCAGCUGUAGCAACACACAAAUCCGGACCUGUAAUUCAGCAAAAAAGAGCUUUUGUUCACUGCCACCUCUUCCGUCCAUGGAAGCACUGAAAGGUACAACUUUCAGUGUCAGAAUUUAUCAUGUAUAAAGCACACACAGCAUUUUCUUAUGCUUGAAGUCUACCUGGAGUCUUUCCCAGUAGGAUUCAGGCUGCAAACCCUCUCUGCACCAGUGUGGCAGAAGACUCUUUUUGUGUCCCGUUGUGUCCAAAUGUACCUGGAAGCAAAACCGAUGGCUUGAUUUGGUGGAAUGUGUGGUGAUUUCAAAUGAACACCAGGUCAUCUGGCCUCAACAUCCCGUUCCUGCUCUCAUCUGUCAGCACUGGAGACAGGAGCCCGCUCAGUUUGUUUCACAUUCUCUCUCUGGUGGAUCAGUUAUCUCUUUCUUUUUCUCGCUGAGGAACUCUGUUGUAUCAGUUACACUGCUAAGUAUGUGUAUAUCAGUUACUCGCUCAUAUUUGCUUUAACAAUGCCUGGCUGUGGCGUAUGACUGGACCAACUGCUUGCUUUUCAUCUGAUGAAGUCAAGUCUUUAUAGCUGGAUAAUUGUUCUCAGAAUGCAGACCGGGGGAGUUUCUUCUCUGGUGUGUCUUCAUGCAAGCAGUAUUUGUGUUAAAAGGAGUAAAACUAGAAGAACAGAAGUCCUUCAUCAACCUCAUUCGCUCCAUGGACAUCAUCUGGGCAUUUCAAGGAGUGGGUUGGGGCCACAAUGUCAAUAAUCAGUUUCCACAAACCACCUGUGUUGUCUGCCUGCAAUACCUCAGCAGUGUUCUUUAUGAAGGAGUUCUUCUUCACUACUGUUAGCAGAUAUCAAGGACCCAAAGUCAUUUGUCAAUUACUGUACUGAAUCUUUGUUUUGUUGGUUUCCAUAUAGUAUUAUUAGACAGUAUUAUAUUAUGUACUAUCAAAUAUUAUGUUGUUGAAAGAAGAGACAUUCAGGGUGGCAGUAAGUCCGUAUAACACCCUACAAAUCAUAGAUUCAAUCAGUCAAACUGUAACCAUAGCUGUAAAAUAUACUGUCCAUGCAAACCUUACAAUAAGAUGUCAGUAUUAAAUUUCUCCCAUUAAGACAUGGACAUAAGGUCAUUCUCUCCCUAGUGAUGAGCUGGAAGUCAUCUUUACUCUGUGCUUGAAAUCAGUCACCAGUUAGGUAAAAAUGAUCUGCUGCAUUGCAAACUUAACAUAAAAAUGACUUGAAUAGAUUUGAGUACCCCAACAGUUUUCUUAGAUCCCAGUUUGAGCAUUAACUCCCCCACAGAUCUAGAUCAUGUAAUUUUAGUCUGAUUAUUCCAUAAUAAGAUCCUUAACAGCCUUGUUCUUAACUGUAGGAAUUGUAAUGUACAGCAGAAAUGGUGUACACAAUUAGAGAUACACACCAACUCCACAGUAACAGGCUAAGAAUGCUUUUCUGCAUCUGUUUUGUACAGCUUAUGAUGUAUAUAAUCCUGUAAGAUGCACUGUUUUCUAAAUAUUUUAUAAUUGACAAGCCAUCUUUAUGUAUGUGUACAGAAUUAUAGGCUUAUGAAUGUGAAAUUCCAUCCCAGAACAGAGUUCAUACAUGUUAUUUCCAUAAUCUUCGAGAGUUCAGGGUGUGUGAACAUGAACAUGAGCUACUGACAGUGAACUUGAAGGCUCCUGUUCAGGUUUUCAACCUGGUGGAUGUCAAAUAAUGUAUCAAGUGAAUUCUGUUUUGUGGUUGACUUUCUGCUAACGUGUAUGAGUCGGGCUCUUUGCACAAUGGCCACCUUGUACAUGUUGUCUGUAAUAUAUCCUGCUUUGAAAUGAAUUUUUGGGUUCAAAGUAUAAGCUUAAAAGCCAUUCUAUAGUCAGUAUUGAAGAUAUAACUGAUAGCCUUUUGCUUUGGAUCAGUAUUACACUACCCAACAUGGGAUGCACACCUGUUUUUGAUGGGUCCAGUUGAGGAAUUGUUUUUUAUUUUAUUUUAUUUUUUGAGCCUGGAUCUGACAAGUUGCAAUGAGCUGGGCUGAAAAAAGGUGAAAAUGCCCUGUUGUGCAGUAUUUGUUCUGUUCUACUUGAUAUUUUGAUCAUUUACGCAAUGAGCUUCAAAGAAAGACACCAAAGAUAAAUGCUUUGAUAUAUUGGCUUCCUUGAAUCUGACUGUAAGAUAAUUCACAAAUCACAACUGACUAUUUGGUUUGGAAAGAUGAUGAAAAGUCAUCUAUAUUUUUAGAACGUACAGAGUUUAAGGUGUAUUAUUAUUAUAUUCUGUACAAAAGAUGACCAACACAUCAGACACAUGGAGGCCUGAAGAGUCUCCCAGGAAGGAUGUGUCUUGGUAAAUCGCAACAUAAUAUAUGCAAUUUAAUGUUGCUAGUGUUCAUAUAUUUAAUAGCUUACAUGUAUGCUUUAGAUAGUGCUAGGUUUGGUAAAAGUGAAGAAACAAUUGGUUUUUACCUUCAAAUGUGAAUUUGCAAUUUGUCUGUUUCUGAUCCAUUUUCAUUGUACCAGUUGUCUUUUCCUUCAUCGGAUUUUGCUCAAAAUGCUUACUUGGUUAUGUUUUGUGUCAUAUUAUCCUCUAUAUUUACUCUUUAAUGUUCUGGCUAUCACAAUUUGCUCCAAAUGUUUUAUAUUCAUGAUACUUUGAGUUUUUGUUUUUGUUACGAGUUGAUAGAAAUAUUGCAGCUGGUUCUGUGAGAAUAUUUUAAACUGGAAAAUUAACAUUCUGAUGAUGAUGUCUUAUUGCUAAGUUGUUACCAGUAUUUCUUACAGUAUUUGUUUCAGUAGGAUAGAUGCUAUUACAUCAGAGACAUCAGACCAGAUAGCUAGUUAGCAUGGCUACAGUGCAUGGAAAUACAGGAUUGCAAACUAACAGGAUGACAGGCGUAGACUUGAUAGCUAACAUAUGGCUAAGUUAGUAGAACGAGGCUAGCAGCAUCAAAAUGUGUCACUCUGUGUACAAAGUCAGUUUCCGUGUGAAGAACUUGACAAACCACAUUUCACAUACAUACCGUGUUUUAAGAUACAAUUCAAAAUGUAUCGGCAAAAAAGACAUCUUUUUGACACUGACAAUACAUUUGUACCUUCCUGCAGCUGACAACUGUUAUAAAAUUUGAUGAACAUCUUUAACUACAUGAGACAUAAGUAAUGGCACUUUUAUUUUAAAAUCUUGACAUAAAUGCCUUCAGAUGUCCUUUUUAUAUGUGAAGUUUAUUCCUCCGAACAGGACAUAUCGUCGUAUUUAGAAACGGGCACUGUGAUAGCUUGCGGUCGGCUUUGGUCGGGUCUGUUCAGCUGUGAAAUCGAGGCCGGCACAGAACCCGGCAGGUUUGGCCAGGUUCCUGAGCAAGACCCUGGCCAUCAGAGUCCAGACAGGACGGACCAAAAUUAGUCCCAAUCUACCACAGUGGUUCCAGCAUGUGUUCAGCUGUACCUUACAUUCACACAGACCAUGAACAGUAGUGAGUCUGUAUUUGCUGCACUAUCCAACACGCUCUGUCAAUGAUGCCUGGUUAUCAACACAAGUUGCCAGAGAGCACAAGUGAACUAAUUAGUCCUUUCAUUAAUUCGCCCUUGGACCGACCGGUCUGGUUGAUUUCAUGUCCCUACUUUUAAAGCAAUAAUGUAUGUUUGAGUACCACCGAUUUAUCAUUGCAAUUAUAUGACCAUGAGAGAUUUUAUCAGAGUUAUAAUUUGGCAAAUUUAUGAAUUAAGUCUUGUAAUGAGUGAUACAUUACUCAUUACAUACAUAUUCAUUUUAAAAAGCAGUCGUCCUUAUUCUGCCGAGUGUUAGCUCAGCACAAGGGUUCUGUUGUUUGGUUCCUAAAAAGACAUCUUUAGUUUAUUUCUUCUACGUUGUUCCAGAUCAUGUUUUAUCUGCAUCAUUCUCCAUCCUUCUUAAGAAACAACAUAGAACUCAGUUCCUCUGCGAGCUAUUUGGAGCCAGUGUCACGUGUAAUGAUGAUUAUAUAUCUGGGUUAAUCCAUGUGACAUCUAAAGCUACAGUUUUGAGGCACACUGAGGAAAUUUUUUGUGGGUUAUUAGAAACAAACUUCUCCUGCACUUUGCCUGCCUGAGCUGAACAUCUGACUGUAGCUGUAUCACUAAUGAGAGAGAGUUCAGUGCAUUUCCGCCUACACCUUCCACUGGUUAAGAUUUUGAUAGAUUCGGUUUUCAGGCCCCCGAUGACUCACAUCUCCAACUCUCCCACCAACUCUUCCUCUCAACAUGUCAACACGUCUCCUCUUUCUUACCGCUGCCUUUUAUUGCCUCUGCGUCUUUUUUCUCUCUCCUCUACCCAUCUACAACCUACUGCUUCUCUCUAACAUUAGAGUAGAAGAAUAAUGCAUCGUGAUAUUUUCUGUAUCGUGAUAUUGCAUCGAUUCUCAAAAUCACUAUCGGUUUUUAGGGUUAAAUCUCUAACCGCUAGAUAGCAAAAAAAGAUAUUGUGCAUUUAGUGGUGUGUUCUUUAUACUAUGACAGUUUAACUAAAAUUAGGUUGUUGUUUUUUUAUUGCAAUAUAUCGCCUAUAGCAUACACUAAUGCCGUAUAUUGAAUCGUAACCCCUGUAUCACGAUACAUAUGAUUGAUGUCACAUGCUCUCUAUUGCUUUCCAUUGUCUCUUUCUCUCUUGUCAAGUCCCUCCAUCCCUGUUAGCCCUGUUGAAGGACUCCUCGGCCUGUUUGUGUCAUUGGAUUGGCUGGUGGGGUGAAAGUAUUUGGAUUUCUAUUAAUCAGAUAUGUGAGGUUUGACGCGUACUAAAGGAAACCACGCAGUAUAAACAUUUAGGUCCACAACCUCAAGAUCAACCUCAAUCAUCCAUGCAUAGUGUGCCAUGUUUCUCUCUCUUAUUUCUGAGCAGCUGCUUAUCUGAUCUUUCCUUUGAAACAUGACGUUAUCCAUCUUUAUUGCAUCAAAUACUAAUGCAUAAUUUACCAACUGAAGAGUCUUGAAACAGACAACAGAAUUGCCCCAACCCUGUUUUUGGCUGAUUGGUGAAGUAGGAUGAAGCAUGAUGCAGACAAAUAAUACAAAACAGCUCGAAUGUAUUGCAUCAGGUUUGCUGUAUUCCGUUAAAGAAAGACUGUGUAACGUUUGCAGAGCUGUGGCAACAGUUAGCUUUCAAAACACCUGAGUGUAUUGAAUUGAUCAAGGGUGGGUUUUGUUGCUUAUUGAUUCAACUUUUAAUUUGCAAGAGGAAGAAUGUGCCGUUUCUUUUAAAAGUUACACAGUUUUCCUUGAAGUGAUGCAACUGUUACUUUCCAGCCUGUGUAUGAGCUAAAGUCUGCGGAUGAGCUAUGCAGUUCUAAAGAAAGUGUGUGUUUGUGCGGGAAGGUGUAAUGUAGAUUGGGAACAGGUGUUUAAUAAGCACAAAUUCAGUCUGUAAGAGAAGGAAGGAUAGAGUUAGAGGAGGUAGUUAGUGGCUUGAGUCAAGUGUCAGUUAAUAGAAGGAAUAUAGAUGUUGCUUUGAAACCCAAAUGCACAAUGUUUUCUUGUUUUAUUUCCUUUAGCCUACAAUAAUCCUUAGUGUUAACUCAGUUUGGGAAAACAAUGGAAAACUUGAGGGUAAAACGAUUUAUUUUACAUGCUAACGGAGCCAAUAAUGGGGCCAGCAUUUCAACAGAGGGCACCAAACUGCACAUGUGGAUUAAUUAUCUUUAGAUAAUGACGGUUGUAUUGAGGAGAAGAAGGAAGAGCAUGUGAAGGAGAGAGGCAGUAAUUGUAAUGAAAAGAGACUAGACUAGACUGGUAGUGUCUGUCGAUGAGUGAUAUUUCCCAAAUGUUUAGAUUUAGCCAAUAAUUUAUAAUUAUCAGUAUAUUUGGGACUAACUUGAUAGAGUUACCCAACUGCUUGCAAUAUGGAGUCACAGGACAGUUGUGUUCUUGUAAAUUCUAAAGAAAAGUUGAGAUUAUAAAAUACCAAAUAUAUAGAUAUAUUUCUAAGUAUAUAUAUUCCCCGUUAUGAAGUUGUUCCUUUGUUUUAUUUUUAUUUUUUGCACUGGACCUAUGUUUGAUGCAUCAUAUACUGUACUGUACCCCUCCUGCUUUGAGAUGAUCACAAACUAACUUGUGUUUCCAUGUAAUGAGGCAAAAGACAGUGAAACAACAAUAAAUAUGUUGAGUCGAUGGUG
Messenger RNA from Dicentrarchus labrax (European seabass), 10378 nucleotides. Its product is annotated as misshapen-like kinase 1. Bases 134 to 3985 code for a protein of 1283 amino acids. The record is from RefSeq and is a predicted model, not a curated record. NCBI's taxonomy places the organism in Eukaryota, Metazoa, Chordata, Actinopteri, Moronidae. Gene Ontology annotation, biological process: protein phosphorylation. The transcript is spliced from 33 exons. Gene Ontology annotation, molecular function: ATP binding; protein kinase activity.